UCCUGCUCAUGGUGGUUUCUUACAGGGGGCAAUCCAUUAGUUUCAGAGAGCUUACAUCCUGCUGCAACAGAAGCACAUCCUUUACACGCACCUUCGUCCAGUUGCUCAUCAUUUUCAUCCUCUAACCUUGAUACAGAGAUUAUUAUGGGAAGGAAGAGGAAGCCUGAUCAUCCCCGGCGCAUGAUGUCUGAUGUGGUACGUAAGAGGACAUCAGCGGCACCACCAUCGGAGGAGGCAUCAUAUCGACCAUCAUCAGAAGGGCCAUUAGUGCCACCACUAUCUGACCAGCCACCGCAGCGACCACUAUUAGUGGCACCACCAUUAGAGGAGGCAUCACAACGAGCACCAUUAGUGCCACCGUAUCGACCACCAUUAGUGGCACCACAGCAGCUAUCAUCUACUCAGCCUCCACGCCUACCAUUGGUGCGUCCACCAUCAGUGGCACCACCAUUAGAAGAGGCAUCACAGCGAACACCAUCAGAGGGGCCAUUAGUGCCACCGCAUCGACCCCCAUCAAUGGCACCACAGCAGCUAUCAUCUACUCAGCCUCUAGGCCUACCAUCGAUGCGUCCACUAUCAGUGGUACCGCAGCAGCUAUCAUCCCGACUAGAGUCAUCGGCUUAUGAGCCAUCCGCAGACCCUUCGACUUCUUCACAGCCUCCCUCAGGUCAUGUUAGUUCUUUAUCAACCUCGAGUAGGCGUGGUAAAGGAUGUGCCAAGGGCAUUAGGGAGUGGGGUACUGGUACAAAGUUGGACAUACAAUUUGAUGAAAAUUACUGUCCAAUAAGGGAUAACGUGUCUAAGUUAACUACUUAACUUUGCAUUAUUGUGCGAAAUGGUAACAUUGUUCCUCUUACUUUUCUUGACUGGAACACUGUGCCUGGUGACAUUCUUGAUGCUAUCUGGAAGGAUAUGAAGGACAAUUUGAAUAUAUGUCCAGAGGAGUACAAACCAAUUUGCAUGAAAAACUGUAACAGCAUAUGGAAGGAUCACAAGAAUAAGAUUAAGUCUAAGUAUUUCAAGCCUAGAAGCGAAGAUCCUAAUCUGAAGGAUGAUGUUCCUUUGCACAUUGUGCCAAGCCAGUGGGAAGAACUUGUGGAGUAUUGGCGUACUUCUGAUGCUGAGGUAUACAAAUAAGUUAUAUGUAUGAUAUGUAAACAUACAAAUCAUAUUUAUAUACUUACAUUUGUUGAACCUGUUAUAGAAAAUUACAACUAA
Molecule: messenger RNA, 1218 nt
Organism: Camellia sinensis
Lineage: Eukaryota; Viridiplantae; Streptophyta; Magnoliopsida; Ericales; Theaceae
Source: RefSeq, a predicted model, not a curated record